UCCUUAAACAAUGAUUAUAUAUAUGUCAUAGGGGUCAUUAAUGUGCAUUUCCACGUUGGCUAUCUAGUAGAUAUAACUCCCACCAACAACCCUGGACCAUGAUAAAUGACGGUAUCUGAACCACGUACACACUCAUGCACUCCACCGGCCCCACCGACCCUUCCUGUCUCUUCAGACACCAUGAUGGCACGCAGACUCGGACAUUCUAUUGACAUUCUAUUAAAUUAUAUCGGUCAUUGGGAGCUGGGAGCUGGUGCUGUCUUAUAAGUCGCUAGCACACACACAGCUUACAACUUAGUACCUUGAUAGGGCAAGAAUGCCUGAAGAUGGAAGAUAGGCACAAGAGUCUAUAUACGAUGCAUGUUCGUGUUUACUGUUU
Messenger RNA from Serpula lacrymans var. lacrymans S7.9, 379 nucleotides. RefSeq lists its product as uncharacterized. The record is from RefSeq and is a predicted model, not a curated record. The transcript has 3 exons. NCBI's taxonomy places the organism in Eukaryota, Fungi, Basidiomycota, Agaricomycetes, Boletales, Serpulaceae. Bases 106 to 267 code for a protein of 53 amino acids.